AUGUUGGGCCGCGCUCUCCUCACCUUCGACAGCCUCGGGCUCCUCUUCGGGGCUUGGGUCGCGGACAUGAACCACACGCACCAGCGGAACCCACGAUGGCCACCACAUGCAAAAUUCCACAACGCGCAGACCAUCGGGCUCAGCACGGUACUAGGCAUGGCUACCAUGUUCCUGACCUGGAGGCCGUUGCUGAUGGGCCCAUCGGCUGCUAUCGACCGCUACUCGCUGCAGCUGGCUGCCUUCACCGGCAGCGCCUACUGGCUCACCGGCCUGACGGCCAUUUACUUCCCCGAGGCCGACGGGCUCGAUCCCGAGUUCGGUGGGCCUGGCUUCCCCCAGAGGCCCAUCUUCCUGCUGUUCAUGGCCGCGGGGUUGGCGGGGUCGUAUCUGGAGCUCCGUUGA
Messenger RNA from Diaporthe amygdali, 402 nucleotides. RefSeq lists its product as uncharacterized. The transcript is spliced from 2 exons. NCBI's taxonomy places the organism in Eukaryota, Fungi, Ascomycota, Sordariomycetes, Diaporthales, Diaporthaceae. The record is from RefSeq and is a predicted model, not a curated record. The coding region runs from base 1 to 402 and encodes 133 amino acids.